Messenger RNA from Harmonia axyridis, 2313 nucleotides. RefSeq lists its product as uncharacterized. The record is from RefSeq and is a predicted model, not a curated record. Gene Ontology annotation, cellular component: nucleus. Lineage: Eukaryota; Metazoa; Arthropoda; Insecta; Coleoptera; Coccinellidae. The transcript has a single exon. Bases 101 to 2293 code for a protein of 730 amino acids. Gene Ontology annotation, biological process: rRNA processing.
UUCAACUUAACCUUAACAUUUUAACUUAACCUAAACAUUAUAAGUUAUAGUAUUUAUUGAUCAAGUGUGUGUUUGUGAAUAUUCAGUUAACGCAGUUACAAUGUCCACAGAAAAUGAAUUCGAUAUCACGUUAAAUUUAUAUGAAGACAGUAAGUCAAGAUCUAUUACCUUAGACUGCAUAAAAAGUUUUUUAAACAAUGAAACUUACCAGAAAUCUUUUGUGGCAAAUAUCAAUAAACUAUUAAGUUCAUCAUCUACAAGACUGGAUGGUUUACAAUUGUUGACAGAAUGUAUGACAAAUUUUUCUGCCAAUGUGAUAUCUGAACAGGCACCAUUUUGGUUAAAGUGUUGUCUAACCAAUUAUGAGUAUAGUACUGAUAAUGAGUUAUAUUUGAAGACCUUCAGAAAUAUUAUUGAAUGCUCCCAGAAACACUCUGAAUUUAGUAGAAAAUUCGCAACUGAGUUUUUAAACCCUAUUUUGGAUAUAUCGUUGAAUACUUCAAAGGAUUUAUUCACAAAGAAAGCUUCACUAGAAUGCCUCACUUCAUGUUUGAAGUAUUACUCAACUUUUUGUAAACAACAUAAGAAGAAAAUUGAAGACUAUCUAUUAAAUAUUUUGGGAUCACCAUUAGCAAGCCUGAUAGCUGACUCUGGAAGAGCAUUUAUAUAUUGUCAAAAUAUUCCUACCAUUGGCAACAACACUGUUAGUUGUAUUACUAACUUGACUCUUUGUGUGAGAAAAUUAUGUGUUACGUACCAUCGUUGCCUUGAUGGUAUUUUCGAACAAUGGUUAGAGAUAGAAAGAUUUGAUAUAGAAGGUAUUGAACCAUAUAAUAUCAUAGACCCACCUCUACAUUAUAAUUCCUUUUUGAAAAUACAGUACAGAACACAAAUCAUACUCAACAUUUUAGAGUGGUUCAUAAUGUUCCUCAGCGAAAAAGGAUUUCUAAUAGUUUAUCCUGAAGAAAUGUUGAGUGCUUUAGCAAGAGGAUUAUCAUUGCAUAGGUGUUCCAAGCAAGUGGCAAUAGAAGAAAAAUUCUUUUCUUCAAAUUUAAUGCUCAUUCAAACAAAAAUUUUGGAGGUACUUUGUGUUAAAACAUUAUCAUUGAAAAAUAGAUUAGAUUCGUUUUUUCCAUUUAUUUCAGAAAUGUUAAGAGAUGUCCUUAACAGAAGUAAAAAUUGCGAAUGUUACAGAAAUAGCAAGUUAUUCCAAGAAAAUUUGUAUGAAUUGUUAUUAAAAUUGUUGCUGAUAGGGCAUGGGUUAGAAAGACCUUUGCAAAAUGCCCUUGUUUCCCAAAUAAUUUCAUAUAAUACACCUAGUGAUGAAGGUGUUACUGUAAGAAUCCAAGGAAAUUUAGUAGGUCAAUCUUCCAAAUCCAAACAGAACAUUAUACUCAACAGUAUUGCUUCUAAAAAUAAUGGGAUAGAUAAGACCAAAUCAUGGACUAAGGAGAAACUGAAUGUUUCUAUUAGUUACCUUGAAGGUUUACUAAUACUAAUGGAAGAUUCUCUUGAUAGUAAUACUUUAGAAAAACUCACUUGUUUUCUCAUAAAUAAUAUUUUGCUUCUUCAGAAAGGAAUUGUAAAAGCUCCUUUUAAUGUUCAACGGACCCAAGAAUUACUUUAUGAAAUAAUAUGUUCAAUAUUUAAACAUGAUGAUAAAAAUAUAUUUUUGAACUAUGGUGAUGACAUCAAUAGAAUAUUUGUUAAUGGUUGCAUUAAUGAUAAUCUAAAUAUUUCUACAACCUGCUAUAUGGGAUUAAGGGAAAUGGAGAGAGUGUUCCAAUCAUUAAAGUUUGAAAAGUGCAAUCAUCCAAGUAAGCAACCAGUAACACCUAAAUGUUUUGAAUCAAGUGUGAAUGGUAUGACCUAUUCAGACUCUAAAAAUACUGAAAUAUUGAAUUUAGAAGAAAUGAAUUGCCCAAAUAUGGAAGAAAUUAGUGAACUUUCCCAAGUUGAACCAGUACUCAAAAAGACACACAAAAGUGUAACUCCUAAAGAUUUUGAAUUAGGUAUGGAUGAUAUGAACUAUUUGGACUCUGAAAAAGGUGAAACAUUGAUGAACACAGAAGAAAUGGAUUAUACAAAUAUGGAAGAAAGGAAUUGCCUAAACUUAGAAGAAAAGGAUUGCCUGAAUAUAGAAGAAAAGGAAUGCCUAAUCAUAGAAGAGAAGGAUUGUCGAAAUAUGAAAGAAAUUUCUAUUGAUGAAGAGGAACCAAUACUCAAAAAGAGAAAGGUAGAAGAAAAUAUUGCAGAUUUAUUUGCAAAUGAAUUCAAUGAAGAUUACAAAUAAAAUAUGUAUAUAUAUUUAAA